Pseudo-nitzschia multistriata is the source of this 1399-nucleotide messenger RNA. The record is from the annotation of a GenBank genome assembly. Lineage: Eukaryota; Bacillariophyta; Bacillariophyceae; Bacillariales; Bacillariaceae.
GUCCCAAAGCUUCAACCAAAGUUUUGUCUGUCACAAAACUUUAUCAAUGAGAAGUGACAAGCCGAAAAUUUUCUCAGAUUCACAACUUUUCCCUGAAGUGUGGAUGAGUUUAUAUCACGGUGAGUAUGGAAACAACUCGCGGUCUGUGGUUUCAGCUAAGUCCAAAAAGAAGAACUUGUGCUCAUAAAUUCAAUUUACGAACCAAAUGAUGAAGCUAUACACAAACACUUUUGYCAUCMUCUUGACUCUCGCCCUCCUGGGCAUUUCUUCUGUUUCGGGAAACGCCGGCAGAGAAAACAAUGAUAGAGUUCGUGCCCUCAAGGCAAACAAAGCCAACAACUACGAGUACUAUGGGGCGAAAAACACGAACAACGAUUUCGAAGUUAUCGAUCAGAGAUCUGUAAAUACAAAUUCAAAUCAUAAAGUAGGCAAGAACUCAGGCAAGAACUCAAACACAGGGAGAAAUGAAGUGAACAGCGAUUUCGAUGUCAUCAGAAGUCAUGACAAAAAACACAAAGAAGGCCGUAACAAGAAGAAAGAUAAACCCAAGAAUAAACCACUUCCUCGGAAUAUGCCACCCAGCCCCACCCCAGUACCAUCUACCAAGUCACCUUCRUCUCCCACACCAUCUGGAAAGGGUAGAGGAAAAGGAAAAGGAGGAAAGGGCGGGAAAGGCCGCAAAGCAGGAAAGAAGGGAAAAGGUAAAGGAAAGGGCGGAAAGGGCGGAAAGGGUGCCAAGUACAGAAAACCCGAUACCGCUGCUCCUAUYACUGCUGCCCCCUCUGGAGCUCCUUCAUUCGCGCCGUCGGACGCGCCUAGUCCGGCCACCUCAGUUUCACCAUCCCUUGGGGCCGCGCCGGAUACACUCAUGCCAACCCCUCUAGGUUCUACAGCAUCUUCCUUGGUAUCUUCCGUGUUUGUGAGUUCCGAAAGCAGUUCCGAAUUCACUUCCGUAUCCAGUACCGAAAGCAGUAGCGACGCCGCUGCCACCAACGGAGAGGGUGUGGGUGCCGCUGCUGGUGAUGGUGUUGGCCACAAGCGAAAAAACAAGCGAAAAAACACGCGAAAAAACAACCGCAAUCCCAACCGUCACAAAAAGGGAAGGUGGGUUCUGGUAAAAACCAAAGACGGUGAGUGGAGACGAAAAACGAAGAAUCAUCGCAAGCGAAAUGAAAACAAWGGUGUCACUGUCAGCRAAAACGAAAACGAAGAGCUCGGAGACGAAGAAGUUUCCAUCUUCCAAGACGAAGGUGAAGACAAUGAAGAAGAGGAAGUCGAUGAAGUGGAAGUCGAAGAAGAAGAAGUAGAAGAAGAAGUGGAAGAGGAAAUGGAAGAGGUGGAAGAUGAAGGCGAAGAAGCUCCUCUUCAACUGUAAGCGUAACAUUUACGAAAACMAUGU